Messenger RNA from Serendipita indica DSM 11827, 669 nucleotides. Lineage: Eukaryota; Fungi; Basidiomycota; Agaricomycetes; Sebacinales; Serendipitaceae. The record is from the annotation of a GenBank genome assembly.
AUGCCUCAGCCGUAUCUUUAUCUUGAUUUGGCCAACCUUUGCCACAGCGCACUACUUUUACGGCUCGAACUUCAAUCGUUGCAGCCUCUGCUAUCUCUAUCGCGCAAAAGACGUCGCUCGGAUACGUCGAUGGAGAGUGUCGCCACUACCUCCAAAGUUCCCAGGCUUGAUCAUCGAUCUUCAUCCGGUGCUGGCUCAAGCAAGGGAAUUCAGGCUACACCCACCAAGGCCAAGGGACGAACGAUGGUUUCCUGCCCAGUGUGCGACGAUAUAGUGGACUCGGAGUACAUCAACCUGCAUCUGGAUAAAAAUUGCAAGCUUGAUCAGGAAGAUAUAGAAGAGAUUCAAAGGGCUUCAGAAGCGACAAAACCUUCGAACGGACAAGCAAAGGCUUGGGCGAAUGUCUUUGGUUCGAGCAAGAAAGGAAAGCUAAAUCAAGCGGACGAGAUACCCAGCAGAAGGAUACCCAAGAUGAACUAUGACCUCAAGUCUUUGAAACAGCUUCGAGAUUUGAUAGCUGACAUUGGCCUGAGUGAUAAGGGGGAGCUCGCCCAGCUCAAGCUUCGACACGAACGAUGGGUGAACCUAUGGAAUGCGGAGGUAGAUGCCACAAACCCUCGAACAAAGUCGCAGCUUCUCAAAGAAAUGGCAGAAUGGCAAGUUCGCUGA